AUGGCAGAAAAUGUGGGAUACUAUUUCAAAGUGCCCAGUGUGAACAAAGUGCCAAAUACAUACGACGAUGACGUGGAGGAACUUGAUCCUUUGUAUAAAACACUUGCUGAACAACUUGGUGAAAAUGAGAACAUUCGAAAACAAAGUGUGCAACAGCUACGUGAGUGGAUUUCCAAAACUGCUACAAUCAAGCGAUGUAGAACGGAUGCGCCAUUUCUGUUGAGGUUCCUUCGAACCAAUAAAUAUUCGUUUCUAAGGACUGUGAAGAUGCUGGACAAUUACUUGCAUGCUCUCGCAAUCCACAAAGACUGGUUUGGUCAGUUGAGUGCAGAUGAUCCGGAAUUGAGUGUCCUUAUCGAUGGUGGAUAUUUGUUCCCGCUGCCACAGCUGGAUGCGAAAGGUCGAAUAGUGUUCUUCAGUUUUUCGAGUGGAUUUGAUGCGGAAAAGUCGUCGAUAGAAAAUGCAAUUAAAAUGAACUUUAUGUUAGGGGAAGUACACUUCGACACGAAUGAAGCCCAAUGUGCUGGAAUAGUGUGCAUCUACGAUAUGGAGAAGAUUGAUAUGUCCGUGUUGGGGCAGAUCAGCAUCCAGGACAUUCGGAAGUUGGUCGAUCUGCUAGACCAUACGUCGGCGGGACGUUUCCAGGAACUGCAUUUUGUGAACGCACAAAAGGUGACGCGGACUUUUGCCAACAUGGUGCUACAGCUGAUGAGCGAGAAAAUCAGGAGCAGAGUGUUUGUAAGCUUUGUGCCUGUUGAGUAUUGUUUUCUCUAA
Messenger RNA from Aedes aegypti (yellow fever mosquito), 774 nucleotides. Its product is annotated as clavesin-1. Gene Ontology annotation, cellular component: membrane. NCBI's taxonomy places the organism in Eukaryota, Metazoa, Arthropoda, Insecta, Diptera, Culicidae. Bases 1 to 774 code for a protein of 257 amino acids. Gene Ontology annotation, molecular function: phosphatidylinositol bisphosphate binding. The record is from RefSeq and is a predicted model, not a curated record. The transcript has a single exon.